This is a messenger RNA of Plasmodium yoelii, 1293 nucleotides long. RefSeq lists its product as uncharacterized. NCBI's taxonomy places the organism in Eukaryota, Apicomplexa, Aconoidasida, Haemosporida, Plasmodiidae. The transcript has a single exon. Gene Ontology annotation, biological process: regulation of microtubule polymerization or depolymerization; spindle assembly; protein localization to microtubule plus-end. Gene Ontology annotation, cellular component: microtubule plus-end; microtubule organizing center; cytoplasmic microtubule. The record is from RefSeq and is a predicted model, not a curated record. Gene Ontology annotation, molecular function: microtubule plus-end binding. The coding region runs from base 1 to 1293 and encodes 430 amino acids.
AUGCAUGAAGAGAAAGAAACAUUAUCAUUUGGAAACAUGGAUUCUGGAUUUGUUGUAAGUCGAAAAGAACUAAUAGAAUGGGUAAACAGUUUUCUAAAAUUAAAUAUUACAAAAAUUGAGCAAUGUUCAAACGGAGCAAUAUAUAUACAAUUAUUAGACAUAUUAUUUCCAAAUAAAUCCGUUUUACAUAAAGCAAAAUGGAAUGCAAAAAUGGAAUAUGAAUGUAUAGUAAAUUAUAAAUUAAUACAAAGUGUUUUUAAUAAAAUAGGAAUAAAAAAACAUAUGGAUAUAGAUAAACUUAUAAAAGGAAAAUAUCAAGAUAACUUAGAAUUCCUACAAUGGUUUAAAGCAUUUUUUGAAAGACUUGUUGAUUAUAAUAAUGAACAAAUAGCUAAUUAUGAUGCUAUGGAAAGAAGAAAAAUAUGUAUAUUAGGAGAAAGAGGUGAUUAUAAGCUUUUAAAUAAUUAUAUGCCAGAUUGGGCAAAAGUUGAUUUAAAUAUUAUAAAAGAUAAAAUAAUUUCAAAUAGCUCAAAAAAUAAUGCAGAUAUUACUUGCCAUAAUAAUAACGAUACAAAUUCAAUCCCAAAUUCAAGGAGAUCAAUAAAUUAUCAAUCUAAUACUAACAUGAAGAACAGCCAAAUCAACAACAAUAUUCAUUCUCAUAAUUAUCAUAGUAGAAGCUUAAGUCGAAAAGAUUUAAAAAAAAAUGAAAAACAUAAUAAUUUAACAAAUACAAGCAUUAAAUAUAAUAAUUCUCAUAUUUCUAAGGAUACAAAUUUACCAAAAAAAAAAUUAUCAACAAUUGUGAAUGAUACAACAAAUAAAAUAAAUAAUAGAUUAUCAAGUACUAACAAAUUAAAUUCACAAGGUUCUAUAUUAUCUUAUUAUAAUAAAAAUAGCAUUUCAGAAAAUGUAAAAGAUAAUAUAUCUUUAAUUGAACAAAAUAAAAAAUUAAAAAAUAUAUUAGAAAAUAAAAAUCAAGAAAUUAUAUUAUUACAAAAUAAAUUACAAGAAGAACAAUGUGAAAAAAAAAUUAUUAUUUUUGAAAAAAAUUUUUAUUAUAAUAAAUUAAGAUUUUUAGAAUUGUUAUGUCAUCAAACAAACAAUGAUUCCAUACUUAUAAAUGACAUACACCAAAUAAUAUAUGCACGAGAAGACACUUAUUUUCACAAAACUGUUUCGACACAAGAUCAUGAACAUGAUAGUGGAAUUGCCCAAAAUGGUGGUGACUACACUGAGAAAUAUACAAUUGAAAGUGGCGAGCAAAACGCCAUCAAUUUGCCUACAGAAUAA